Colletotrichum godetiae is the source of this 384-nucleotide messenger RNA. Its product is annotated as transcription elongation factor Elf1 like-domain-containing protein. Gene Ontology annotation, cellular component: transcription elongation factor complex. The transcript has 4 exons. Lineage: Eukaryota; Fungi; Ascomycota; Sordariomycetes; Glomerellales; Glomerellaceae. The record is from RefSeq and is a predicted model, not a curated record. Gene Ontology annotation, biological process: transcription elongation by RNA polymerase II. Gene Ontology annotation, molecular function: RNA polymerase II complex binding. The coding region runs from base 1 to 384 and encodes 127 amino acids.
AUGGGGAAGCGCAAAAGUUCGAGCAAACCUCAAGGCCCGAAGAAGAGAGAGGUUCUUCCCUCCAAGUUCACAUGCCUCUUCUGCAACCACGAAGACUCCGUCGCUGUAAAGCUGGAUAAGAAAGCGGGUGUUGGUUCGUUGGACUGCAGAGUGUGCGGCCAGAUGUUUCAGUGCAGCAUCAAUUACCUCUCGGCCGCCGUGGAUGUGUAUGGAGAGUGGGUGGACGCUGCAGAUGCUGUUGCCAAGGAAGCAGGACCCGUCGGCGGAAGCAAUCACAAGACCACAAGCGCUCGGCGCGCCCCUCCGAGCCGGCCAGUAGACGAUGACGACGAUGACAGGAGAUACGGGGGUGAGGGUAUCGAUAUGGAUGACGAUGAAUACUAG